CUGACGCUGUGUCGGGCUGCAGACAGGAUCUGAGCGGCUCUCUGCUGGAGGAUACGUACUUUUCUGUGGAUUUUACUCUUCUAACAUGACCCUGUGAAUGGACUGGUGGAUAUUCUCAGCUCUCCUGUCACGUACCGCCUCAAUGUCGCGGGAGAUUGAUCGCAGAGACUUUUAAUGUGAGCCUGGAAUUACGCAGAGAAGGCAGCAACAAGAAGCGACUGGGAAGUGCCGAGUGUAAGUUUGUUGAGCGACACAAGGACAUUACAAGCGCGGCUGGUUUACGCACAAUGGCGCACUACAGGCUCUUCCACACCGCUUUGACUUUGUUAUUUCUGUCCGUGCUCCUGAACGCGGGGAUAUUCCGAGUGAACGGGCAGUACGGCGGUGACAGGGGAAUGUCUAUACCGGAUCACGGCUUCUGUCAGCCAAUUUCCAUUCCACUGUGCACUGACAUCGCGUACAACGAGACGAUCAUGCCAAACCUGCUAGGGCACACCAACCAGGAGGACGCGGGGCUAGAGGUGCACCAGUUCUACCCUUUGGUCAAAGUGCAGUGCUCCCCGGAUUUAAAGUUCUUCUUGUGUUCCAUGUACGCGCCCGUGUGCACCGUUCUGGAGCAGGCUCUCCCCCCGUGUCGCUCCUUGUGUGAGCGCGCACGCCAGGGCUGCGAGGCGCUCAUGAAUAAGUUCGGUUUCCAGUGGCCGGACAGCCUGGCCUGCGAGAGUUUCCCCGUGCACGGCGCCGGGGAGCUGUGCGUGGGGCAGAACAUGUCGGACCGCACGGACGAUCCCCCGCACUACCCCACGGAGCGCGCGAUCCCGGAGCUCCCCACGGGUCAGUUCAGAUGCCCGACCUCUCUCAAAGUGCCACCCUAUUUGAACUACCGCUUCUUGGGUCAGGAGAACUGCGCAGCGCCUUGUGAACCAAAAGGCUCCCACGGGAUGAUGUACUUUUCAGAAGAGGAGCUCAAAUUCGCGCGCAUUUGGAUUGGUAUCUGGUCCGUUUUGUGCUGCGCGUCCACACUGUUCACAGUUCUGACUUAUUUAGUGGACAUGAAGCGUUUUAGCUACCCCGAACGCCCCAUUGUUUUCCUAUCCGGGUGCUACACCAUGGUCUCUAUCGCCUAUAUCGCUGGAUUUCUGCUGGAAGACAAGGUGGUGUGCAACGACCGUUUUGAGAAUGACAUGAGGACAGUUGUGCAAGGGACCAAGAAGGAGGGCUGUACCAUUUUGUUCAUGAUGCUGUACUUUUUCAGCAUGGCCAGCUCCAUUUGGUGGGUCAUCCUGGCGCUCACCUGGUUCCUGGCAGCUGGCAUGAAGUGGGGGCAUGAGGCUAUCGAGGCCAACUCUCAAUAUUUCCACUUAGCUGCCUGGGCCGUGCCUGCGAUCAAAACCAUCACCAUUUUGGCAGUUGGACAGGUGGAUGGAGAUGUGCUUAGUGGUGUUUGCUUUGUUGGCAUCAACAGCGUAGACGCCUUAAGAGGGUUCGUCCUUGCGCCCUUGUUUGUGUAUCUCUUCAUUGGCACCUCCUUCUUGCUCGCCGGGUUUGUGUCACUUUUCCGGAUUCGUACCAUAAUGAAGCACGAUGGCACCAAGACGGAGAAACUGGAAAAGCUGAUGGUACGGAUAGGGAUUUUCAGCGUCUUGUACACAGUCCCUGCUACUAUCGUCAUCGCGUGUUACUUCUACGAGCAGGCCUUCAGGGACCAAUGGGAGAAAACGUGGAUUAGUCAAACAUGCAAGACGUACGCAGUGCCGUGUCCCGCCCACAGUAAUCCCAACAUGAGCCCGGACUUUACCGUUUUCAUGAUAAAGUACCUCAUGACUCUGAUCGUUGGAAUCACGUCCGGAUUCUGGAUCUGGUCCGGAAAAACGCUUAAUUCAUGGAGGAGGUUUUACACAAAACUGGCCAGUAGUAAACAAGGAGAGACCACUGUGUAGCCUCGUGUAGGACAUUGGACUACUUUUUAUGACAAACUGAAUGAUUUUUAUUACAAUUUUUUUAUGAACUUUUAAAGGACACAUUUUUAUUGUACAUAUGCAUUUGUGAGAUUUUUGUAAGUAUAUAUUUGUAUUUAAAGUUUAAAAAAAUACUUAAAAAAAA
Boleophthalmus pectinirostris (great blue-spotted mudskipper) is the source of this 2103-nucleotide messenger RNA. It is a transcript of the gene fzd1, whose product is annotated as frizzled class receptor 1. The record is from RefSeq and is a predicted model, not a curated record. The coding region runs from base 288 to 1940 and encodes 550 amino acids. Gene Ontology annotation, molecular function: Wnt-protein binding; Wnt receptor activity. The transcript has a single exon. Gene Ontology annotation, cellular component: plasma membrane. NCBI's taxonomy places the organism in Eukaryota, Metazoa, Chordata, Actinopteri, Gobiiformes, Gobiidae. Gene Ontology annotation, biological process: canonical Wnt signaling pathway; non-canonical Wnt signaling pathway.